Messenger RNA from Brassica rapa (field mustard), 1780 nucleotides. RefSeq lists its product as uncharacterized. The record is from RefSeq and is a predicted model, not a curated record. NCBI's taxonomy places the organism in Eukaryota, Viridiplantae, Streptophyta, Magnoliopsida, Brassicales, Brassicaceae. Gene Ontology annotation, cellular component: nucleus; cytoplasm.
CAUCAAAAUUUUGUCAUAUAUGACUUGGAUUUUGCUAAAGGUUAUUUCUGAAGAAUAUGAGCCGCUAAUUUCAGUGGUAAUUAUACUAAGAGAGUGAUUAAUUAUUCAAAGAUAUAUUACCUUUUGUUUAAAACUAGAAUAUGAUUCUUUCCAUUAUAUGUGGCAUACAAAAUCUCAGAAAUUAAAAUAGGUAAUAAAGGGAUUGGUUAAGUCUAAAGUUGGUAUAGGAAACAAAAGUUAUAUUAUCUCCUUGGUCUAAAGUUCAUAUGGUCUUUAUCAUUCUUUUGCUUUUAAAAAACAUACAGAAAUUUAUUAGGUAUUAACAAUGCCAAACCUAUAAACUGACUGGAAAAAGAGCUGGUAGUUUUAGAUAUUUCUUUUAUAAGCUGGAUGCAAUUACCAGAGUUGGUUAACUGCUGAAAACAGUUGAUUCACCCGACUGUAUCAACCUAAACUAUGCUUUGAAACCCACGUAUUGCCAUAGAUUUACAAAUUGUAUUAUCAGAGGGAGACUAAGAAAAUGGAUCGAAACCUAUAAAUGUUUGGUUAGCAAAAUUAUGAAAAAGCUAAUUUUAUUUCUUAAUAAUUUCCAACUAUACUAAAGAAAAUAUUUUCAGAAACCAAAAAUGAAAAAGAGGGGAAAAGAGUUCCUAUCGUCCUCGCAAAAGAGAAUAUAGUCAAACUCAUAAAUUGAUCAGUUUAGUCUAAUAGUCUACUAGUCAAAAGGAAAAAUACUUUAAAUACUUGAAAAGAAAAGGAAAACUAAUCGUAAAAGAUUCGACCGUUUUAACCAAAAUCCAAGCCAAACACACUUGAUCACACCCCCACUAUAUAUAGCACACAUACUCCGACUCAUAGACAUUAAAAACAAAGGAGAACAAAAAACACCGGCGAUGUCUUCCACGGCGAGAAAUAUAUCUGGCGGUGGGAACCGGAAGUCGAGUAGGCUGCAGCGGCGGGCUCCACCACCUCUAAAGAUAAACCCGUCCGAAGCGAAUUGGAAAGUGCCCAUUCCCCUUCUAUCACCUACGGAGUCACCGCCACCGAAGCCACAAAUGGUGACGAAGAGGGAUGAGCAACGGUGGGGAAAAGAGGUGGAGAAGCCGCCAAUUUUCAAGAAGUGGCAGCACCCGGCCGCUCCGUUUUACUACCAGCCAGCGCCGUCGUCGAAUAAGCCGUUUGCAUGGCCAAAUUAACGGUCUCUUAAUACUAGGGCUACGGACAUACAUGAUAUCUAUAUAUAUAUACUUUAUAUGUCGAUCCUAUAUAUGGGUAUUAUAAACAUAUAUAUAUUUUAUACGUUAUGUACGUAGCAAUAUAUAUUGAUUUUUAUCUUUAUGCAAGAUGUAUGUUGGGUUUGACGUUGUUUUUUCGUAUAUAGUAUUGAACUCAUGAAAAUCCAAGAUGAAAUUAUGGGGAAAAAACCAUAAUAUAUAAUACAAGAUUUUGUGAUGAUCGGGUAAAUUUUGUUAAUCUACUUUAUCACAAAAAUGAAUUCAUAAAAAUAGUACAACGAAGGCCAGUUUUCUAAGUAUUAUAUAUUGUUAGUAGGUGCGUUAAUUUUCUUGCAAACAAAUAGAGAAAUGUUUUUUUUUUAUCAAAAAGAAUUAGAGACAUGUUAUACUAUAGAACAAAUAGCAAUAUAUAUUGAUUUUUAUCUUUAUGCAAGAUGUAUGUUGGGUUUGACGUUGUUUUUUCGUAUAUAGUAUUGAACUCAUGAAAAUCCAAGAUGAAAUUAUGGGGAAAAAACCAUAAUAUAUAAUACAAGAUUUUGUGAUGA